AUGCGUGGGGUCGACAUUCGAAUCACCGAAGACGUUCUCACGGCAGCGGCUUCUAAUAGGAGAUACGGUGAUACAAUCAUGGCGUUUCUUAUUGAGAAGCGCGGAUUCGAAAUCGAAAUCACCGAGGGAAUCGUCGUUGCUGCGGUCCAGAAUGAAAGCAAGGCUAUCGAAGUCACCUCCCUACUUCUCAAGCAAUAUGGAAGCCAAAUUCAUAUCACUCGAGACAUUGUUCUAGCUGCGCUUUGGAACUACGGUAGUGGCGCGGGCAUAUUGAAGCUGCUGUUAGAAGCACGUGGGGACGAGAUCGAGAUUUCUGCAGACAUCAUCCUAGCUGCAGUUGACAGACGUACCCACUCCCCGGCCUUUCAGUCAAAAUUGUCCUUACUCUUUGCUGAGCGCAGGGGUCAGAUUCACGUUACCGAAGAUCUCAUAACCGCUAUAUUUUGUGCUGGAUAUUGUAGCGAGGAAGACCUGGAGCUGCUUCUUGACGAGUUCGAAGGCGAGUUGAAAAUCACAGAGAAGCUCCUUACCGAUGUUUCAUACACUUUUGGAGACAAAAACAAAAUGAUGGCGCUAUUGCUCGACAGGGCUAAGAUUAUGGAUCACAUCACCGAUGAAUGCAUGGAGACGGCCGUAUACUGCUUCGACGAUACCAUAGUACGCAAAUUCAUCGAUAAACGCGGCGGUUUAAUGAAGGCCACUGGCAGCGUUGUCAAGGCUGCUCUGAAGAACUCUGGUCACAGCAAGGAGGUGAUGAAUCUACUUUUCAAUGAGUAUGGAAGUGAGAUUCAAAUCACUCCAGAAAUUGUUGAGGCGGCAGUGGGUAAAAGAUUUGGUGGCGCAAGUGUUAUGACUCUACUGCUGGACAAGCGUGGAGAAGAGAUUCACAUCACCGACGAGAUCGUCAGGUUAGCAGCUCAAGGUUCCACAGACCUGAUGUCGUUACUUCUUGAAAGGCGUGGGUAUGAGAUUCAGAUCACGAACGAUAUCGUCGAGCUUGCGGCUAGGAACGAAUGUUGUGGCCCCGAGAUGAUGAUGAUACUCUUGGAGAAAGGAGGGCCCGAGGUUCAAUUGACAGAACAAGGGUUUAUUUAUGCAGCUGCAAACGAGGGAGGGAGCUCAAGUUCGGGUGCGUGGUUGCUUGAGCACCUUCUCGAUCAGCGGACCAAGGGGAUUCAACUCACUGAAGGCGUUGUCAGUGCCGCAGCUAGUAACCACUCGCGCGGUAGUCGGCUGAUAGAAUUACUCCUGGACAGCUGCGGAGACGACGUCAAGAUCACGGAGGAAGUCCUCAAAUCCGCAGUUGGUAACGAGGGGUGCGGCGACCAAGUAAUGGCAUUACUUCUCAACGGGCGCGGAGACAGCAUCCAUAUCACUGAAGAGGUUGUCAGAUUUGCAGUUGAGAACAAGGAUUGCGGCAACAGAAUCCUCGAGGUCCUUUUCGACAGGUACGGAGACGACAUUCCGAUCACCGACGACAUCGUCCAGAUUGCGGCUUCUAACCCAGGUUGCGGCAACAAAAUGAUGGCAGUACUUCUCGAGAGAAGUAGGGACAUCAAGAUCACCAAAAACGUUAUCAAGGCUGCAAUCUGGAAUUGGAAGUCUGGCGACAAAGUAAUGGCGGCAACACUCGACAAUUGCGGAGACAUCAGUCUUCAGGGCGGCGAGUACGACGAUGAUCUUCAAACAGCUUCACUCCAUGGCCACCAUGUAAUCGUCCAGAUGCUCCUUGACAACAAUGCAGACGUCAACGCCGCCCAGGGCGGUGAGUAUAACACUGCUCUCCAGGCUGCUUCAUACGGGGGGCAUGUUGGGACUGUGCAGAUACUCCUUAAUCACAAGGCAGACGUCAAUGCACAGGGGGGGGAGUACAAUACUGCUCUCCACGCCGCCUCAUACCAAGGUCACAAAAGGAUCGUCCAAAUGCUCCUUGAUAACAACGCAGACGUCGACGCCCAGGGUGGCUUUCAUGGCGGUCCUCUCCAAGCCGCUGCAGCAGGUGGAUUUGUUAAAGUGGUAUCCCUAAUACAUGACAAAACCGGCAUUGACUCGGACCGCAAGAACCCUCGAUUUGGACGAACAGCCCUUUCAUAUGCUGCUGGCAACGGUCACAAGUCUAUCGUCGAGCUUCUUCUCACAAACAGCCAUGUGAGCCCCUUUUCGCAAGACCACCUUAGACGGACCCCGUUAUUUUGGGCGGCGCAAGAAGGACAUACCGCAAUCGUCAAAGUCCUGGUGGCACGGGACCCGACGGUGUCAGAUUCCGCGGAUCACUACGGCUCGACACCUCUAUCUGUAGCGGCUAGGAGGGGCCACAUCGCAGUAGUGAGGAUCCUCCUGGAUGUAAAAAGUGUGAACAUCGACUCUCGCGACUGUUUCGGCCAAACACCUUUAUGCUGGGCUAGGAAGCGUAGGCUUGCCAAGAUGUCUCAGCUUCUAAUUGAAACCGCAAAGCAGCGAGGCAUACCAGUGGAAGACGGCCAGGUAGCUCCGGAGGACGGCAUAACCCCUCAUGAUCCAUCGGUCCGGGCUUGCGAUAUCUGCACUUUCAGCAUCUCGGAUGACCAUGCCUAUCAUCAUUGCCCAAAUUGCAACUUCGGGGACUUCGACAUCUGUGGAGGCUGCUACAACCAAGGCGGCCGCUGUCUUGAGGCGUCCCAUGAGUUGGUCCCAGGGCCUCUUUCGAAGAAGGGAUAA
Molecule: messenger RNA, 2697 nt
Organism: Colletotrichum higginsianum IMI 349063
Lineage: Eukaryota; Fungi; Ascomycota; Sordariomycetes; Glomerellales; Glomerellaceae
Product: Pfs domain-containing protein
Exons: 1
Coding region: 1-2697 (898 amino acids)
Molecular function (GO): protein binding
Source: RefSeq, a predicted model, not a curated record